Varanus komodoensis (Komodo dragon) is the source of this 2364-nucleotide messenger RNA. Its product is annotated as vomeronasal type-2 receptor 26-like. Gene Ontology annotation, molecular function: G protein-coupled receptor activity. NCBI's taxonomy places the organism in Eukaryota, Metazoa, Chordata, Lepidosauria, Squamata, Varanidae. The transcript has 5 exons. Gene Ontology annotation, biological process: G protein-coupled receptor signaling pathway. Gene Ontology annotation, cellular component: membrane. The record is from RefSeq and is a predicted model, not a curated record. Bases 1 to 2364 code for a protein of 787 amino acids.
AUGAUAUACAAAACAGACGCUAAGGAAUGUCUACUGAGUGCUACUUUCUCUGUUCCACAUGAAUGGUAUCAACCUGGUGACCUUCUCUUUGGUGCUAUGGUUUCUCAGAUCACUUAUGCUUUUGAUGAAGUGUUAUUCAACAAGCAUCCUUCUCAGAACCUGUUUCAGAUUCCCAGUGCAGUAACCAAGCUCUACCAACAUGUUCUGGCCUUGGCAUUUGCUGUGAAAGAGAUUAAUGAGGAUUCCAAGAUCUUGCCAAAUGUCACUUUUGGGUUCCACAUCUCUGACAGUUACUCUGAUUUAAGGAUGACAUAUCGAACUACUCUGGAUCUGCUUUUCAAAUCACUUCAAUUUGUUCCUAAUUACAAAUGUGACACACAGAAAAACCUCAUUGCUGUCAUUGGGGGACUUAGCCCUGAAACUUCUUCUCAUAUGGCUGAUAUUGUAGGUUUUUACAAGAUUCCACAGCUCACCUAUGGCUCUAUUACCCCAAAAGAAAGAGAUAAAAUGCAAACCAAUUCGUUUUAUCACAUGGUUCCAAAUGAAGCCAUUCAGUAUGCAGGCAUUGUCCAGUUAUUGCAACAGUUUGGAUGGACCUGGGUCGGGAUCCUUGCUGUUGAUAAUAACAGUGGAGAACAUUUCUUGCAGGCCAUGGAACCCCUGAUGUCCCAGAAGGGAAUCUGUCCAGCUUUCUCACAAACAAUCCCUCAACUACCUCGCUGGGAUAAAUUGCCUGAAGUUCUUGAUACACUCUCAACAAUUUCUGUAAAAUUCACAGAUGGAUAUGAUCAAGUCAACAUUUUUAUCAUCUAUGGAGAAUCUGUAACCAUUGUGUGGCUGAGAAUGAUUAUGUUCCUAAGAGAUCCUGAGAAUAAGACAUCGUUGUUUAGGAAGGUGUGGAUCACAACAAGCCAGAUGGAUUUUGUCUUAAUGGGCUUUCAGAAAGGUUGGGAUCUUCUGUGGUUCCAAGGUGCCAUAUCUUUUGCGAUUCACUCAAGAGACCUUCUAGCAUUCAGAGAAUUUCUUUUAAACAUAAAGCUUUCUCAGACCCAGGCAGAUGGCUUUCUCAAAGUCUUCUGGGAGCAAGCAUUUGACUGCUCAUUUCCUGAUCCGGGAGAGCUGGCAAUGGUUGAUGGAGAGUGCACUGGAGCAGAGAGCCUGGAGGACCUUCCUGGACCUCAGUUUGAGAUGCUCAUGACUGGCCACAGCUACAGUAUCUAUAAUGCUGUCUAUGCCAUGGCACAUGCUUUGCAGGUCAUGUUGUCAUCCAGAUCCAACCACAGAGUAAUGAUGCAGCAAGCAAUGGUGGACCUUCAAGAUAUGCAAUCCUGGCAGACUAUUCCCCGUUCUGUGUGUAAUGAGCAGUGCCACACUGGUAAGUGGAAGAAGAUGAAGGAAGGAGAGAUGUUCUGCUGCUAUGAUUGUAUUUCAUGCCCAGAAGGGAAGAUUUCAAAUGCGACAGAUAUGGCUGACUGCUUCAAAUGCCCAGAAGAUCACUAUCCAAGCAAGAACAGAGAUGGAUGCAGUCACAAAAGGAUCACAUUUCUCUCUUACAGGGAAAAUUUAGGGAUCAGUUUAGCUUCUCUUUCUGUUUUGUUGUCUGUGGUCACAGGUGUGGUGUUAGGAACGUUUGUUAAGCACAGAGAUACCCCCAUAGUCAAGGCCAACAACCGGGAUCUCACCUACAUUCUCCUCAUCUCCCUUCUCCUCUGCUUCCUCUCUCCUUUCCUGUUCCUUGGUCAGCCUCUCAAGGUGACCUGUCUUCUGCAGCAACCAACAUUUGGCAUCAUCUUCUCAGUGGCUGUUUCUUCUGUUCUGGCAAAAACCAGCAUUGUUUCUCUUGCAUUUGUGGCCACCAAGCCUGGAUCUAGAAUGAAGAAAUGGGUGGGGAAACGGCUAACUUACUCUAUUCUCAUCUUGUGCUCCUUUAUGCAAACAAAUGUUUGUGUGAUGUGGCUGGUAAACUCUCCUCCCUUCCCUGAUAUAGACCUGCACUCAGGAACUGAAGAAAUUGUCCUCCGAUGUAAUGAAGGGUCAGCUGUCCUGUUUUAUUGUGUCUUGAGCUACAUGGGCCUCUUGGCCAUCACGAGCUUCAUUGUGGCAUUCCUGGCUCGUAAAUUACCGGAUAGUUUUAAUGAAGCCAAGUUUAUUACGUUCAGCAUGUUGGUGUUCUGUAGUGUAUGGGUCUGCUUUGUUCCAGCUUACCUCAGCUCCAGGGGGAAAGACAUGGUGGCUGUGGAGAUCUUCUGCAUCCUGUCAUCUAGUACUGGCUUAUUGAGUUGUAUCUUUUUCCCUAAAUGCUACAUCAUUGUUCUAAGGCCAGAACUGAAUAGCAGGGAUCAAAUAGUUACAAGAAAUAAUUAA